Messenger RNA from Rubroshorea leprosula, 999 nucleotides. NCBI's taxonomy places the organism in Eukaryota, Viridiplantae, Streptophyta, Magnoliopsida, Malvales, Dipterocarpaceae. The record is from the annotation of a GenBank genome assembly.
AAAUACGAGCUCUAGAAGAAGUAGAAGAGCUUAGAACUAGAAGAGCAAAUAAAUAGUCAACACUGCUUUUGGAUGCAUUCAAUAAAGAUCGGACAUCUUUGCCCCAACCAUUGCCAAACCCUCCAUCUUUGGCACCACUGCCUUUGCCUGCACCUGAUCCUCGGACCCAGGAAAUGAUAAAUGAGAAGCUGAAGAAAGCUGAGGAUCUUGGUGAGAAGGGGAUGGUAGACAAGGCACAAAAAACAUUAGAGGGGGCUGAAGCACUCAAGAAAAUUUCAAUUUCUGAAUUUAGUAGUGUUAUUUCAGUAGAUUGAUUUUAUUAACUUGCACCAUUUCCUUCUCCUUGGCAUGCCUUGUUUGUGGAUAAUUGUUUUUCCAUAUAUGUUCAGCUCUAUACCAGACAAGAGCCUGUUUUGGAUUCCUCUAAUAAGUAUAUUGCUGCAGAUGUUCGCAUUACUUAUCAAAAGCUACAUGUUUCUGGUAUUUGUGGAGCACUUUUGAGUGUUUAUGACAGGCUUCUGGGCCCAGUUUUACGAGGAUAACUUUUGCAGCUACAUAAUUGACCAACGUUUAGCAGAUCAUUUUGGAGGCAAACUUCAUUUAGGCUAUAUGCAAAUCUGUGAUAAAUUAGCAGAACUUCAGGUAAGAUGAUUUACAUGCUUGGUAUAUGCUGACUGGCUAUGGUGGCUCUGCUUUAAGUGUUACAUUAUAGUGCCUGGCAUCCAAGAUAUUGGUUGUAUAAAUUGCCUGAACUAUCCACUUACUAUGUCUAUUAUUAUUAUUUUUUUAAAUAAUCAAAACUUUGUUUGAAUGCAGUUACCCAAUGGAUUCUAGUAAGACAGCAAAUUAAUACAUCUUUUCCAGAUCCCCUUAAGUUUGUAUUGUGAAUAUGUUGGACAGGUGCUGGUAUAAUGUUUCUUAUUCUUCUAUAUAGAUUCUCAGUUAGUAUCAUCUGUGAGUUUUUCUGACCUCAGAGAAGAAUAAUAUCUCCCAUUUUUC